Molecule: messenger RNA, 1310 nt
Organism: Toxorhynchites rutilus septentrionalis
Lineage: Eukaryota; Metazoa; Arthropoda; Insecta; Diptera; Culicidae
Product: dnaJ homolog subfamily C member 8
Exons: 2
Coding region: 140-946 (268 amino acids)
Cellular component (GO): nucleus
Source: RefSeq, a predicted model, not a curated record
UCGUUGACAUACUUUGACAGUAAAAGCAGAUCCAUCGAAGAAAGGGCAAAUCGCAAAUGUUUUGUUUGAGUAAGUUUUGUAAAAACAGUGCAAAUAUUCUGAUUUUCUCCUAGAGUUUCCUAAGAAAAUCAAUCUUUAUAUGUGGCAAACACCAAUGGCGCACAAUUCGGGUAGCGAGGAUCAACGUUUCGAUGUGUUCUACAACGAGGUAAAACAAAUUGAGAAACGCGACUCUGUUCUUACGUCCAAGCAACAGAUAGACCGGCUGCUGCGUCCUGGUGCCUCAUACUUUAAUUUGAAUCCCUUUGAAGUGCUACAACUUGAGCCAGAUACACCCAUCGAACAGAUUAAGAAGAAAUAUCGCAGCCUCUCGAUUCUGGUGCAUCCUGACAAAAAUCAGGACAAUAUAGAGCGUGCACAGCAAGCAUUCGAAGUUGUCAACAAAGCGUACAAAAUCCUUGAAAAUGAGCUCACCCGCAAGCGAUGUCUGGAGGUAUACGAAGAGGCGAAAGAUCGCACCGACAUGAUGAUCACAGAGAAGCGUAAAAAGCUUCGAAAAGAAGGGAAGUCAGAUUCCAUCCCAGAGGAUGAUUCCGCCAAGUACAAACACGCAGUGUACGUGAUGGUAAUGAAGCUGUUCGCUGAUAUGGAACGCCGCCGUCAGCAGCUCGAAGUUCGCGACCAGGAGGAAAGAAAGCGCAAACGCGAGCAGGAAAUCGAGGAGGAAGAACAACGUAACUAUCAGAAGGAGUGGCAGAAGAAUUUCGAGGAAUCUCGUCAGAAUCGGGUCAACAGUUGGCAAAACUUCCAAGCGAGCGCCUCGUCGUCAACCCCGCCAAUCCCGUCGACUUCGAGUGUAUCGGCGGCUGUGGCCAAACCUAAAAAAGCCAAGAAGGCCAAGUAUACAUCAUUCAACCCACCGAAAAUUAAGCCCGAAACUCGAUAAGUGUUGUUCCCCCGGGUCGACUAUUUUCUAUGCUAAGGCUUUUCAUUCCUUCUCUGAAGCGAACAUACACACGUACAUGCGAGACUUCCCUCUCUUCGGUUUGUUUCCAGCUGCUUUCGGGCCGCAUCCAUUUUUACGCAAACGUUACGAUAAAACGACGCAUUUUCUACAUCCGCAGUAAACCGUUGUUGCGGAAUAUCAACAAAACGAUGAAAAAAAAGAGAAGCCACAUUUCAACUCGAUAUCGGUAGGGACAACGGACAUGAAAUCUUCUGUAGGAACUUAUCGUAUGAUAGAUCGUGUAAAUCACAGAAUAAUCUGUAUGGAUGAAAUUUUAGAAUUAAUAAAAUUAAAAUGUAAACUA